AGGCCUGUAAGGAAAGAAAACACAAUAAAGGGUCUCGAUGCUGUGACACAGCAACGCCAGGCCACCCAUGACAGCCGGCGGACAGAGUGAGGGCGGGGAGGUCCCGCCGGGCCGGGGGACGCAAGGAACACCUUUGACGGCACAGGAUGGCAAAACAGAAGAGAAAAGAGAGCCAAGUGACAGAGAAAAAGAACAAAAAACUGAAGAAGGCGGCAGCAAGAGAGACGCCUCUGGCACCUGCGGCCCCGCCGGGCACUGAGGGGGCCCCAGCCGAGGUCCCCGACAAGCACUUCUCCACCUUGCUGGCCUACCUGGAGGGGCUCAGGGGCCGGGCCCGCGAGCUGCCGGUGCAGAAGGCAGAGGUGCUGAUGCGGGAGCUGGACGAAGCGGGUGCCAGCGCCGACGCCCCGCUGCCGGGGAGGACCCAGCGCGUCCGGCAGGUGCUGUAGCUGCUCUCCUAGCGGGGGUGCAGGGGUGGGGUCCCUGGCCCUCCUGGCCCCUGACCCUUGGAGGGGCCGCUUCUCUCUCCUGAUUCCUUGACCAGACAUUGUUUAUAAGGGAUGACAGUUCUAACCCCUUCACAGCAGAACGCAGUCACUCUGAAAUAAGCUGGCCUCCCAGUGGCCCUCAGGCUCGCAGGGAAGUUGCUUAUUGAGGGAAAUGCCUCUUUUUGGCCCAGGGAUGUCUUAGAGAUCACCAGAGCUGGCCCUCCCCACAGCUGUGGUCCAUCCGUGUGGGGGCUUGGGCCCCCGCAUGGGUCUGGCCGUCCCUCGGUGCCGGCCGCCUGGCCACCUGCGUGCAUUCACCUAGGGGCCUGGGCUGUGGCUCAUCCAGCGGACCACGGCUCCGCUGGCCACUUACAGGGAGAACCUGGGUGUAUUUUCAAUAAAACCUGGUCUCUGGAGGCCGUGGCUCUUGUCGUCUGACUUGUUCCCUGCCUGUGGGGCGUGGGCUCCGUGGCCUCCCGGGACGGCAUCAGGCGAGCCCCUCGUGCCGUCUUCUGGCUGCAGCCUGACCCCUGCUCUUCAGACCACGUUUCCAGGUGUCGGCAGGGGCCACGCGCUGCCCUCCCGCACCUGCCCAGCCGGCAGGCACCUGCUCUGUCCCCCGUCCCCGGAGGAGCGUG
Molecule: messenger RNA, 1126 nt
Organism: Physeter macrocephalus (sperm whale)
Lineage: Eukaryota; Metazoa; Chordata; Mammalia; Artiodactyla; Physeteridae
Gene: CHLSN
Product: cholesin
Exons: 3
Coding region: 147-449 (100 amino acids)
Source: RefSeq, a predicted model, not a curated record